Molecule: messenger RNA, 825 nt
Organism: Dermacentor andersoni
Lineage: Eukaryota; Metazoa; Arthropoda; Arachnida; Ixodida; Ixodidae
Source: RefSeq, a predicted model, not a curated record
AUGUCUCCCCCCUGCCACUAUGAAAUACCUGAUAGCCUGACAGUUUUGCGGGUCCUCCAGUUUCCUGGAGGGCAAUCGCCAAAGGAGUCUCAUCUAAUAGCGGAAGGGUCCCUUGAGCUCGAGCGCCCCCUGGACUGGCCCCUGGCACGAGAACCGGAGCCUCCUCUGGGCGGCGGCGAUGGCUACUCGUGGUGGUGUAUAAAGACCGUCGAUCUUACGACGCAGCACGUACCUCCACUGGAUCCUCCAUUACGGUCAACUGCACGUACCAUGAGACCUCUGCUUCUAGUAUUGGCGGUGCUCUUGUGUGGCCUGCUGGUGUCAGGUAAACCAAAUGGAAGCCCUCGAGAUCUGACGGAGUCAUUUCAAGGGCAAGACACUCAAGUUCCCACUGGAUUGAUCGGCCAGCCAAGCGGACCAAACAAAGCUGAAGAAGCACGCUCUCCACCGGAUACUGACUCCUCAGUAAGCAAUGGAAGAAGCGGAGAUUCUGAGACCAAGGAACAAGGCCAGAAGGAGAUGGGUGAAAAUUUAGCGAGGCCAACACGCGACGUUCAGAACGAUAAUUGAGAGGGCACCUUCCCUCUUAGGACAGAGUUGGAAGUCUGAAAGCAAAUAAAACUAAGGUUGGUUCAAACCCUCCUAUGAACCAAUGAACUUAUAUACGGCUAUCAGCAAUGUUAAUUCAUGUCGAAAGUCCCCAGUUUCCUGAAUUAGGCUAGCUUUUUAAACUGUAGUCAAGGCGUGGUACGUUUUCCAGCGAUGCUACGCAGCUUGUUCACUAUCCUUAUGAAAAUGAAUAAAAUCAUUAAAUUUGUGCUGUUA